AGGAGUCCACGUUAAAUGACAAGUGGUACGAGAACCGGCUUUUGUCACUCCGUGGUGCGAGCGGUGCGAGCGAUGCGAGCCACACAUCACAAAACCACAAAACGUCCGACUGUCUACCACUUUCCAUCCACUCCCAGUCCAAUCACCUCUCCUGAAUUAACAAUUCGCAAAGAGUUAACAAUGAGACCCUUAAUAACUAUUAUCAGUGCAUUUGCACUAGUAGUUAUUGCGAGUGCUGACAAAGCAGCGAACGGUCCGAAAGUUACACAGAAGGUGUGGUUUAAUAUAAAAAUCGGUGGUGUCGAUGCUGGAAGAGUUGAAAUUGGACUUUUUGGUAAGACUGUUCCAAAAACUGCCCAGAAUUUUGCUGAGCUUGCAACAAAGCCAAGUGGUGAGGGUUAUAAAGGCAGCAAAUUUCAUCGUGUCAUCAAGGACUUUAUGAUCCAGGGAGGUGACUUCACCAAAGGAGACGGCACUGGAGGUCGUAGCAUUUAUGGAGAGCGUUUUGCUGAUGAAAACUUCAAGCUUAAACACUACGGAGCUGGUUGGUUGUCCAUGGCAAAUGCUGGAAAAGACACAAAUGGAUCUCAAUUCUUUAUCACCACUAAAGCAACUCCCUGGCUUGAUGGAAGGCACGUCGUGUUCGGAAAGAUUCUCAAAGGAAUGGAUAUCAUAAGAAAAAUUGAAAAUUCCAAAACUGAUGGCCGUGACAAACCUGCGAAGGAUGUCGUCAUCGAUGAUUCAGGUGUUGAAGAUGUGCCAGAGCCGUUCGCUGUGUCCAAGGAAGAUGCCACCGAUUAAAAAUACACAACAAUUUCAGAAUUUUCCUUCAUUUACGAUUUUUAACAUCUCUAUUUUUAUAUGCGAAAAAAACAGUAGCUUAGAAAGUUGCAGUUUAUUGAAUUUUUUUGUACAAAGCCAUUCGAUUUAAAUGAAUAAAACAAGCUCAAUGCAAACAAA
Molecule: messenger RNA, 960 nt
Organism: Fopius arisanus
Lineage: Eukaryota; Metazoa; Arthropoda; Insecta; Hymenoptera; Braconidae
Gene: Ppib
Product: peptidyl-prolyl cis-trans isomerase B
Exons: 4
Coding region: 16-801 (261 amino acids)
Biological process (GO): protein peptidyl-prolyl isomerization; protein folding
Molecular function (GO): peptidyl-prolyl cis-trans isomerase activity
Source: RefSeq, a predicted model, not a curated record